AUGAUUAAAAUCAGAAUUAUUCAUUUAGAUGUUUCUCGAUCACAAGUUGAAGUCGACAAAAGAGCGGAGGAAGAAAGUGAAAAAUUAACGGUAGGCGUCACCGAUUUUUUAUCCGAGAUUUCCCUGCGGACCAUUUGGUCCUUGAAAAAUGUUAGGUUAGCAAAAAAUAUUUUGGAGGCAAGGAGAAAGAACAAAAAGACAAAAUGAAUGAAUGAAAUGAAUGGACUAAAUUGGAGUGGCAAGUGUGGUCAAGUUUAACAACUUAAACAAAAUUAGUAAUAAAUAAAUUAGGCCAUUUAGACUGACUUAAUAGCUUAUGACAUUUAAACUUCGUUUUCCUUGCCUAGUGACCCACAUUCCGGAAUAAAUUGCCACAUGCCAGACAGAAAUUCUUUUCUGUCAGAGUGGUUAGAGAAAUAACUUUUUCAGUCUUUCCCCCAAAUUAGGAUGAGUGUUUCAUAAUUCUGCUUUGGUUUCAGUUGCAGUAAAGAAUGAUUAGAACAUCCCCCUCCCCCUCAAUACGCACACACUUAGUUAAACCACUUAUUAACCGCUUAUUUUUACUGGCGUUUUUCACUUUCAAUAGACUGAAAUACAUGAUCUUUGUCAGUUAUUGUCGAACAAACUGGAAUUUCUCAAUAUCAACAAGGAUGGUAUAAACAAGCUGUUGAUAGUCUUGGUGCAAAUGGAGGUAAGUUAUCAGAUCUUAAAGAAAGUUUAAAAAAACUCGUUAAUAAUUCAUGAGGAAAAGACAAAGGAAAUCACUGCGGUGGUUUUAUACGUGAUAAAAAAUCUCGUUCUCAUUUACAUAAACUUUAGUUUUGAUUUUCUCGGCUUAGACAACGUUUAUUUUUAAAAUUACUUCGUCAAUUUACUCAUCAGAUGGGUCGUUUUUUAAUCCGUUAAUUAAAACACUCGAGCUGCGCUCUCGUGUUUUAACUCUGAUAAAACACUGCUACUCGUGUUUUAAAUAGUGCAUGCAAUCUGCAGACAUAUACGCAGUGUCAGCCAAAGGCCUUAUAGUAGGCCUUCGACUUAGUUCAGCUUAAAUUUCAGCUCCAGUAAGGAUGAUUAGCACACCUCGCAGUUAUAUACUUAUGUUUUAUCUAUUACCAAAACAUUUGGUGGAAUUUUGGUAAGACUCCUGCUUUAUUUAGCGUGUGUAGUAACGAACCAAUAACAAGGUUCAUACGGGUCCUGGAAAACCUGGAAAGUCAUGGAAUUUCAAUAUUCCAAAAUCCAGGCCUGGAAAUCCUGGAAAAUCAAUUUUAGUCAUGGAAAGUCAUGGAAAAUUGAAAUUUUACAUAACAUUAUCGAAGUAUUUUACUUAUUUCAAUUUACCAGUCAUAACAAUAAUAUGAAUUGUUAUUAUAUAACAGAUUUUUGCAAGAGCGAAGUGAAUUUUGUUCUUUUAUUAUCUCUGUUAUCGUUAAAAUAUUAACGAAUUUCAGAAAUUCCAGACUUCCAGGUCAUGGAUUUUGAAAAAAGUGGUCAUGGGAAGUCAUGGAAAAGUCAUGGAAUUUUAAAAGGGAGAAGGUGUACGAACCCUGCAAUAAACGUGUCCUAAAUAGCACAUAUAAUAUACACAUAAUGUUUGCUCCCAAGGAAAAUAGUUUUGUUUCCAGAGAAUCUCAAUGUUCGUCGAAUGAAACAUUGAGAUUCGAGGGAAAUAAAACUAAGUAUUUCCCGAGGGAACAGACAUUAAGUUUGUUGUUAAAGCGCCAAACAAAAAUCAACAUUCAACAACAUUCAUACAACAAUUGUAUUUCGUGACAAAAAGUGUAGAGAGUAAACGAGUUUAAAAUUAGAAGAACUUACUUAAACGGUUUCAGCAGCAUCUCCUGUUGCCUGUUGUGUAUUGUUCUUCUCUUUUACAUUCUUUAUUUGAACACAAAAUUGGAAAAUGUGCGAGUUGUGUCGCCAUUUUGUUUAUGUACGUAGCCGGUCGGGGCAGGUAUAAUUUUUCAUUUGUUGCCCGGCGGGAUACAUUGCAUUUAUCAAAAGCUACGUGACCACAAAUCAGCCAAUCGUGUUUGGUGUUCACCCUAGCUAUAUAACAUUGCUUGUUACCGUAAUCUUUGUUUCUUAAUUUUCAAUGGAUAGACAAGAAUCAAAGAUUGGCGCGAAGGUGGUCUCAGUGGCACGUAUAUAGUGAAAAAACUACGUGAAGCAGCCGAGGAUUUAAGAAGUUACGAACGAUCAGCAGUACCAGAAGGAUGGAGCUGUCAUUGGGACAGGUACUGUAUUCGACUGAACACAACUUCUAUGAGUCGUACAACUUUCUUGCCAUGUGAGAUUUUUCAGGUCAAAGAAAAGCCAUCUUUUUGGAUCUCCAAGAAGUUGACAUGUCGUCGAAACUGGGAAAUUUUUCAUUCUUUAACUUUUCAAGCGUUUGUAAAUCGUACGAUCAGUUUUUAUCCGCUUCGUUAUAACGAGAUAAAGAGGGUUUAUGAUAAAACGAGCAGAACGAAAGGAAUUAUUUUUUAUAUCGUUCACCUUGCUGCGUGCGUCGCCAGCACUCCAGUGGUUGUUUUUACGAAAUGGAAGGCAGUCGAUAUAUAUGGUUCAGUGCCAUUGUAUGAAGUGGGCUUAGACAAAGAUAAAUUAUCAAUACAAAGUACAAAAAAUCGCAAAAGUUUCAUGACUUUUUUUGUAGUCUUGUAUAUACUUGUACAAUGCUCCAUGUCAUCUUGCAAUGCAAGUUUUUGAGACAUUUUUUUUCAAUUUCCAAAUCCUAUUGAUCAUGGUAUAAAAACUAAGCAGAAACUGCUUUUAUUGUGAGAGUGUAUUUAAAAUUUAUUUAUUGAGUUGCAGCGGGGUACUCCCAAAUUUACUCCAUAUAUAGAUACCGCCCUGAAGGGUAUGGAUUUUACUUGUUUUUGUCUGGCAUUGGAAAAAAAAUUACAGUUUGUUCUGCGCUAGAAUAGGGUAUAUUUAAGAGGAGACUUUUUGUAUGUUACGUAACACGCGCUCAAAACUAACUAGAAUAUACCAAUUGGUUAUGACUGCAUAGUAAAAGUUGUUAACUUUUGAACGCUUUUCAUCGCAAAUACAAAGCAUGGAAAAAAUUGUCUCUUAAUCCCUUUUAGUCUGAAGUUGGGUGUGAUUUGUACUUUUUGUCUGAAAUAGGUACAAAUUUGGGGUCAGGCAUAAAACUGGUUUAUAUUUUUGGUCUGAAAUGCAGUAGGGAAAUGAUUUCAAUAGCCUGGCGGCACUCCCCCAUCAAAAUUUUGGGGAGUACCCCCUCCCCCCAAGAUUGAAUUUUACUUUUCGUUCAAAGCCAAUAAUCUAUAAUCAGCACAACAAUCUAUACUAGCUUAUAUCUCAAAAGAUCGUAUUCAUGUGCACGAAUAUCAAAUGAAAGUAGGGUAAUAUAAGCCUUAUUCAGGGGACCGUAAAACGUGAAGUCCCCAUUAAGGGUUAAUUUUUCAGGCACUUAUGAGGGGGUUAUUUAAGACGGGGACCUAUAAUAGGGGGAGGGGGGCUUAAUUGAAUGGGGGCGUAAUGAAGUGGGAAGUUUAUUUAAUUUUAUGCAAAGCCGCAUUUGAGAAACGGAGUAAUCUAACGUGAUUAAACUAACUGGACAUUCUAGCCAAUUGAUAAAUCUAAGCAGUUCACAUGAUGUGUUCCUUUGUUGUCGAUGAU
This is a messenger RNA of Paramuricea clavata, 3645 nucleotides long. Lineage: Eukaryota; Metazoa; Cnidaria; Anthozoa; Malacalcyonacea; Plexauridae. The record is from the annotation of a GenBank genome assembly.